AGGUUCAGGGAGGACAUCAGCAGGAAUUUCUUCCUGGAGAAGGUUGUUAAGCAUUGGAAGGGGCUCUCUGGGUAUAUGGUGGGGUCGCCAUUCCUGGAGGUGCCCAAGGAACACCUGGACAUGGCACUCAGGGCUGUGGCGUUCGUGACAAGGUGCAGGUGGGUCAAAGGUUGGACUCAAUGGUCUGGGAGGUCUUUUCCAGCCUGACUGAUUCUGUGGUGGGAUGAUGUGUUAUCAGUGUUGUUGGUCCAGGUUAUGCAGUACCAUGAUGUGCUGUUGUCAUUUACAGAGGGUAGCAGUGCUGUAACAGUGUCUGCAAGUGCUAUGACAGUGGCUAAGGCAACCCAGUAGGUAUAAAAUUGUCUGCUGAGGGGAUGUAUGCCUUCCAUGGUUUUAACUAAUUAAUUCUCUGCACACAAGAAAGAGCUUUUCUCAGCCAGAAGAAUGUUUGAGGGAGAAAUGGCAAGCCUGGAAGCCAUUCUGAAAACACAGACGAUAAAAGUGCCUAAACCCAUCAAAGUUAUAGACCUGCCCGGGGGCAGUACUGCAUUUGUGAUGGAACAUUUGGAAAUGGGAGGCUUAAACAGACAUUCAGCACUGCUUGGAACUCAGCUGGCUGAUCUUCACCUUCAUAACCAGAAACUUGGAGAGAAGCUGAAGAAAGAAGGGAACACAGUUGGUAAAGGUCCAGGGCAAACAGAAGUCCAGUUUGUGGAUCAGUUUGGCUUUCAUACAGUUACCUGCUGCGGUUAUCUUCCACAGGUGAACGACUGGCAGAGUGACUGGGUGACCUUCUUUGCCAGACAGAGGAUCCAGCCCCAGAUGGACAUGGUCGAAAAGAAGUCAGGUGACAGAGAAGCAAGAGAACUUUGGGCACAGCUUCAGCUGAAGAUACCCAGUUUGUUCUGUGGUGUGGAAAUUGUUCCUGCUCUCCUGCAUGGGGAUCUCUGGGGAGGAAAUGUAGCUGAGGAUGAUUCUGGUCCGAUUAUCUUCGAUCCGGCUUCUUUCUACGGCCAUUCAGAGUACGAGCUUGCAAUAGCUGGGAUGUUUGGUGGCUUCAGUAGUUCUUUUUAUUCUGCUUACCACAGUAAAAUCCCCAAAGCCACAGGGUUUGAGAAACGCCUGAAGCUUUAUCAGCUCUUCCACUACAUGAACCACUGGAACCAUUUUGGUUCAGGGUACAGAGGGUCCUCUUUGAACAUUAUGAGAAACCUUGUAAAAUAAGUUGCUGCUUAAGCCAAAUACUUCCCAUGUUGUGUGGAGAGCCCCAUACUUGGUGGUGCAGCUGCAGGAGUAGUAAUGUUAAAAACAAACUGUGAGACCCCUGACCGUGUUAAAGACCUAGAACCAGUGACACCUGCUGAAUGCCAAGUGUAAAAUAGUCAUCCCUUUUUAGGAUAGCUGGGGAUAACUCCGUGAGGGGAGAAAACUAAGGAGGGAGUUUAUUAAUUUGCACAGUGAAUAAAGGUCUCAGUGUCCAGAAAGCACAUGAGACAGUGCAGGGUAGUACAAAUAAGCAUCGAGGAGAUGCCUAAAAGAAGCUGCUCGCUGCAUUUUGCUGUGUCUUCCUCUUUCAGCUCUUCAUGUCCAGUUGUGUGCAUGAGAGCAAUGUCAACAGCAGAGCUUGAAAGUCAACAGUAAAAUUAUGUAACAGGAACUUUGAGAAGGGAUUUGGACUUGCUAUUAAUUUUCACAGAAUCAGAGUGGGUGAGAUUGUGGGGGGGUGGGAAUCACAGAAUGUCAUCUAGUCCAACCUCCCUGCCUAAGCAGAUUACUCAGGAUUGGGUCCAGAGGCUUUUAAAAGACCUCCAGGAUUUUGCUGAUUGAUUCCAUUGGAUGCAGGCUGUUGGUGCCUCCUGGAAUGCUUGUAGGCUGUUUGGUGCUUUCUGGUCAGUGGGCACUUAUCCACAGCAAUUUUGAUUCCAGCAGAACUAGUUCUCUUCCUUUUUUGGAUUAUGCUUUUGUCCAGCAUGCCAUUAGAGAACUUUCUGGUUAAGACACUUUUCACGUACACACCUUGUGGAGGUGUAUUCUCUAAUAAAACCUGUACAUGCUUCACGUGCAUGACUGAAGUCACUCAAAAUCCACCUAAUCAUGAAACUACAUCAGCUGGAACUUUGUGUUUUCCACACCCCCAAAGAAAACAAUAAAAAUGCAACAUAAAAUGGGAAGGAGGUCAGGGAAGACUCCUCCUGGGAUGGUUUACAGGCUGUAACCGUCUGCUUCUCCACAGGAAUGCCUGUUAGGUAAUUUUAUUCCAAGGGAAUACUACUGCUUGUGGUUUCUGAUACCAGUGUGUUUAUCAGCAAUAGUUUAUCAACCUUAUUCUGGCACAAGGGUCAGUAAACCACAAAUGUGCCCAGUGUCAAGUCUCCACCAUUUCUGUAUCUGUGCUCAUGAGAGGUCUAAUGCAGAUUUAAGAGUGCUGCACUGUUCAUUCUAAAAUAUUCAGUGUGAAGAUCUCCCAGGGCCUCACCCACACUAGAAAGGGGAAGAUGUAGACAUCUGUGGAAAACAAGGAGGUCUUCCUUUCCUAAACUCUCACAUGACAGUCCCCACUGAAUGCCUGCGGCAGCUGUUGUGGUAAGAGAGGUGAAAGGGAAGGAAGUUAACAUGUAACUCACGGUGCAGCACUUCAGCCCUGUCAGAAUUCAUUGUGAUUGUUCCACAGGCUGUGGCUUUUGCCUGCAAGGAGUUAAUACUGAAAUUGUUCUGUUUUUGAUGUAGGCUGGUACUGGUGUUUCUGUGCAAGCCUGCCAGGUAGGUGAGAGAGAUGCAUGAUACCUAACGUGCACUUUGAGUGUUGGGGAAUUACUUUUGUUAACUAGAACUGCUUUGCACUGGGUGUUGGCAGAUUACUGAGGGUUUUGUAGUUGCUAGUUUGGAAAUUAUUGACACAAAUUGGAAACAAGUUUGGAUAAGACUGGUAUUUGCUACAACUUUACUUAAUUCUACUACUCUUCUCACUGGCUGUUGGACUUUUGCUGCAAAAAAUCUGCUUGGUUAAUACAUUUUACUUUUACCUUGUUGCCUGAAUAAAAGGUUUCCCAGUUUACUAUUGUUGUCACUGUUUUCUAAAUUAAAAUCUUACAUCUUGGUUUAUUCUUGGGGAAUUACUUGCUCUGACCUGUUAAAGAUCCUUAGUUUAUUAGAUAAAUUAUGCUCAUUGGAGGUGUUUCUGUGCAUGGUCAUGGGUUGGUUUAGAGAAGUGUGUCACUGAAAAAAAUCGACGUGUUCCUUACAGUGCAAGUCAAGAUGUUAAUUUUCCUAAAAUACAUAAAUAGUCUUCAUUAUUAGCAAGGGAAGAUGAAUAUGAAAGUGGAUUUUCUGUGAGUUGUAAUUGUGAGAUCAACUUACUGAGAAACAGCAAGUGUUCAGAGAUGACCUUUUCCUAGUAGAACUGAAUCAAAAUAUUUUUGUGAUUGAAGAAAAGUUGUAUUUAAUCAAGUUAUGCAGAUAGAAACAAUUGUAUUGAGAGUUUUAAUGUAAGGGUAUUAUGCUCAGUUUUUUAAAGCUGUUUUUUUGCUGUAAGAUCAGAAGGGGUGUAGAGAGGCAGACAAAUGGAAUGUAAUGGGAAUCUCUCCUUUUUCAUGGAUCCCUUGGCUCUGAGCCCCUCUCGGGCUGCAGCCGCCUGCAAAAGCUGCCUGCAGAUACAAAUGUUACACUCCAGUGCUGGUUUUCCUCCUGCUUCUCCUCCUCAGUGCUGUUCCAAAAUAGAUCUGGUGAUUAAAACUGCUUGCUGGGCUCUUAUGGCAGAAGUCAGAGCAGGUGGGAAGUGCUACAGAAUUAGAAUGUGACAAAAAUCUUUAGUGGGGGGAAAAGGUAUUUCUGGUAACUGAGCCACACCACAGUGACAAAGGCUUUAUUAUUUUUUCUUGGUAAAUAUUCAGUUAUUUCUAAUUUGUUUUUAUUUGAGGUUUUAUUUGUUUGGGCAUUUGUUUUGGUUUUCCCUUAACAAUUAAACAGAAAAAUUAAUUAGUAUUGCUUUCAUUAUGCAGAUACAAGGUUUUCUAUUUCUUGUCAUUGUUUUUUUGCCAAAACAAAACACUUUAUUCCUUUCCCUAUGUGCUCCAUUGCAGCCCAGGGUAUGAUUCUUCCAGCAGCUGGAGAGCCACCUAACCAAGAACGUAAUCUUUAUAGAGGCAUUGGUAAAACAAGUAUUAUAGGAUCUGGGUUAUGAUAGUGUGUAUUAAAGGCUCAAAACUUUA
Cyanistes caeruleus (blue tit) is the source of this 4208-nucleotide messenger RNA. Its product is annotated as ketosamine-3-kinase-like. The record is from RefSeq and is a predicted model, not a curated record. Lineage: Eukaryota; Metazoa; Chordata; Aves; Passeriformes; Paridae.